UGGGUGCGGGGUGCGGAGAACUCAGCCUCGCAGGAGCCCGGCAGCACCGAGGACAGCGCCCGGCAGCGCCGCCCCGCUCUCCGUCCUGCUCCCCGGCGGGCGCCCCGCACCGACCGACCCACGCGCGCCCCUCACCGCGCACACGCCGCCUCGCUGUACGAUGGCCGAAUCCCACCUGCAGUCAGCCCUCAUCACCGCCAAACAGUUCUUUGAGAUCUGGCUUCAUUUCGACUCCGACGGAAGUGGUUACCUGGAAGGAAAGGAGCUGCAGAACUUGAUCCAGGAGCUCCUGCAGGCGCGAAAGAAGGCUGGAUUGGAGUUAUCGCCUGAGAUGAAAACUUUUGUGGAUCAGUAUGGGCAGAGAGAAGAUGGCAAGAUAGGAAUUGUAGAGUUGGCUCAUGUAUUACCCACAGAAGAAAAUUUCCUGCUGCUCUUCCGAUGCCAGCAACUGAAGUCCUGUGAAGAAUUCAUGAAGACAUGGAGAAAAUAUGAUACUGAUCACAGUGGCUUCAUAGAAACGGAAGAACUUAAGAACUUUCUAAAGGACCUGCUAGAAAAAGCAAACAAGACUGUUGAUGACACAAAGUUGGCAGAGUAUACAGACCUAAUGUUGAAACUCUUUGACUCAAACAAUGAUGGGAAGCUGGAACUGACUGAGAUGGCCAGGUUAUUACCAGUGCAAGAGAAUUUUCUUCUUAAAUUUCAGGGAGUUAAAAUGUGUGGGAAAGAAUUCAAUAAGGCUUUUGAGUUAUAUGAUCAGGAUGGCAAUGGAUACAUAGAUGAAAAUGAACUGGAUGCUUUACUGAAAGAUCUGUGUGAGAAGAAUAAACAGGAUCUGGAUAUUAAUAAUAUUCCAACAUACAAGAAGAGCAUAAUGGCUUUGUCGGAUGGAGGGAAGCUGUACCGAACAGAUCUGGCCCUUAUUCUCUCUGCUGGGGACAACUAGAGUUGAGGCCACCAAUACUUGCUAGUGAUACAUUGUAUCUAAAAAAUUAACUGUGCACUAUAAAGGAGUAGGCUGUAUUUUCUUUUAUAUCUGUAAAUUUUACCGCAUAAUUAUAGAUAAUUAUCCAGAAUGUGUGGCACAUUCUUUUCUGCUUGUUUCUAUACUGUUUGUAAUGUACAGUUUUUGUAAUUAUGAUUGAAAAGGAGAAGGUCUAUAUUUAGGCCAGUCAGUAUACUCAAUUAAAAAUAACCUAUUUUUGCCUUUAUAAAUACAGUUGCCCAUGAAGAUUCCCCUGAAAUUUGUCACCAAGAUUAAUCUCUAAAAUUUUAGUCUCUGAUGUAAAAAUGCACAUUUACCACUGAAUAAAAACCACACAUGACGAGUCAAUGAUUCUUAUUUUAGGCAGUCAUAAGACUGUUCCACAAAGUACUUUCAUAUUUCUGUCAGGAGAAAUGUGCUUUCACAGUUAAAUACUCACAAAAAAUACCAAUAAAUAGUCAAAUUGUGGCUUUAUGAAGUAAGCAGUCUCACUAGAGAUUUAGUUCAUUAAUCAACAUGUCUGCAGCUUGAAUUUAUCCAAACUAUUGACUCAAAUUGAUGUGGUGUCAAGAGAAGGCAGCACCAGUUGACACAGAUCUGAUUCGAAGUCUGUUUCCAACAAGUCUACUGUCAGAGUACGACUUUAAUCCAUUUUCUAUUUUCAUGUGUUUCUGAUGAUAAUUAUUCUGGUAACUGCUGUUUUAUGUUCUAUUGUGUGUAAGCUCUGAUUAAAUUUAAUAUGCUAAGUAUCCUGGUGUCUAGUUUGUGUACUUCCUGGAUUUUCUUUCUAUGUAGAACUGUUCAUUUCACCAAGGGUAUCUGCUGCCUCUGAAAAUAUUUUUUUCUAGCUAUAACAACUCUAUUUUUUACUAUAACUGAAUUUUAAUGUAAAAUUCAUAGCAUCCUGAUUACUGAAUGUUAUAUCAUCAAUACUUUUGUGUAUUCUAUGGAUUCUAUAUUUCACAUUGAGAUUAGUAUUCAAAAUAGUUCUAUUUCUAUCUGCAAAUAGUUUCAAAUGCGUUCAAAAUAGCAUCUGAAGAAAAAUGCUACUGUAAUCAUUAUUUUAUCUAGCAAAAGAGAUCCUAAAACCUCCUUUGGCCCACCAGAUCUAAGUCACAGUUUCACAUACGAUAGCUAGAAUAUCCUAUACUGGUUAUAGCUGACAUGCAAUGGAUGGUGAUUUUAUAUUCUCUAUAGAGAAAAGAGUAAUGUGAGAAAUGUCUAUGUGGAAUUUAUAAAGUUACCAUUAAAAAGUUAAUGAUGGUUCUGGA
Cavia porcellus (domestic guinea pig) is the source of this 2256-nucleotide messenger RNA. RefSeq names its product calbindin 1 (gene Calb1). Gene Ontology annotation, molecular function: calcium ion binding. The record is from RefSeq and is a predicted model, not a curated record. Lineage: Eukaryota; Metazoa; Chordata; Mammalia; Rodentia; Caviidae. Gene Ontology annotation, biological process: regulation of long-term synaptic potentiation; regulation of presynaptic cytosolic calcium ion concentration. Gene Ontology annotation, cellular component: terminal bouton; dendritic spine; nucleus. The transcript is spliced from 11 exons. The coding region runs from base 161 to 946 and encodes 261 amino acids.